AUGCGGGAGGAAAUGCAGGCAGAUCCACAGACAAGAAAGGAGAAAGACGCUUUGAGAGGAAUCACUGUAAACAUGCCUGAGCCCCAGACGCCAGCAGCCAAGGGCGAUGAGACUGCAGCAGCCUCUGCUGACAAGAAGGAGAAGACCGUGGAGGAGGAGGACAAUGUACCAGGGGAGGAUCAUCAGCUGUCCGAGCCGAGCGGCAUUUUCGUGGAGAGGCCGGAGAGUGCGACAGCAACAAAAGGCAAGGACAUUACAUUUGUGGCUAAAGUUGACUCCUCGAACCUGUUGAGGAAGCCAAACAUGAAAUGGCUGAAAGGGAAGUGGCUCGACCUGGGCAGCAAAGCUGGGAAGCACCUGCAGUUCAAAGAGGUCUACGACAGGAACACCAAGAUCUACACUUACGAGAUGAGCCUCAUCAAAGUAGUGGAUGGAGACGCAGGUGGCUACCGCUGCGAGGUCACCUCCAAAGACAAGUGCGACAUCUGCACAUUCGAAGUCACCGUGCAGGCUGUACAAGAAGAGCAGCAGGACAACAUCUUGGAGUCGUUUAAGCGAUCUGGAGAUGCAGGCGAGGAUGCUGGUGAUCUAGACUUCAGUGCCCUGCUCAAGAAAAGGGAGAAGAAGCAAAAGGUCGUAGAAGAAGUGGAUGUGGAUGUGUGGAACAUCCUGAAGGACGCCAAGCCCUGUGACUAUGAGAAGAUCGCCUUUGAGUAUGGCAUCACGGACCUGAGGGGCUUGCUCACGAGGCUGAAGAAGAUGAAGAAGGUGGAGCCCAAGAAGAGUGAUGCUUUCCUGAAGAAGCUGGAAGCGGCCUACUCUGUGGAAAAGGGCAAGAAGAUCCAUCUCAUGGUGGAGCUGGCUGACCUCAACGCUCCAAUCAAGUGGCUCAAAAAUGGACAGGAAAUCAAACCGUCGGCCAAGUAUGUGUUUGAGAGCGUGGGCAACAAGCGGACACUCACUAUCAACAAGUGCAACCUGUCUGAUGACGCAGCGUACGAGUGCGUGGUCGGGGAGGAGAAGUGCUUCACGGAGGUUUUUGUCAAAGAGCCUCCGAUCACCAUCACCAAGCUGCUGGAUGACGUUCACACCGUGGUGGGAGAGAAGGUGGAGUUUGAGGUGGAGGUGUCCGAGGAAGGAGCCAAUGUCAAAUGGAUGAAGGAUGGAGUUGAGCUAAACAGGGAAACAGCAGGUUCAAAGUACAGGUUUAAAAAGGACGGGAAGAGACACAUUUUGAUCAUAAAUGAAGCUACGAAGGAGGAUAUUGGAAUGUAUCAUGCGCUCACCAACGGCGGCGAGUCGAAGGCAGAACUGGAGAUUGAAGAUAAGGAGCUGGAGGUUCUCCAGAGCAUCGCUGACCUGACAGUGAAGGCUGCUGAACAGGCCAUGUUCAAGUGCGAAGUGUCUGAUGAAAAGGUGACGGGGAAAUGGUUCAAGGACGGCGUGGAAGUCCAGCCCAGCGAUCGCAUCAAAAUCACACACAUUGGAAGGACCCACAAGCUGAUGAUUGAUGAAGUGAAGCCUUCGGACGCUGGAGAUUAUACGUUUGUCCCUGAUGGAUACGCGCUCUCUCUCUCUGCAAAACUCAACUUCCUGGAAAUCAAGAUCGAUUAUGUUCCCAGACAAGACCCUCCCAAAAUACACCUGGACACCAGCGGCACCGGCAGCAAGAACACCAUCACCGUGGUGGCCGGAAACAAACUUCGCCUCGACGUUGAGAUCACAGGCGAGCCGGCGCCCACUGUGUGCUGGAUGAAAGGAGACGAGGUGGUGUCCGAGGCCGAGGGAAGGGUCCGCGUGGAGUCGACGAAGACCCUGAGCACCUUUGUGAUUGAGGGGGCGGAGAAAGGCGAUGAGGGCCCCUACUCCAUCACCGUAACUAACCCCGCCGGAGAGGACAAGGUUGAACUCAUGAUUAAGAUUGUGGAUGUGCCCAACCCUCCUGAGAAUGUCGAAUGCACAUCAGUUGGCGAGGACUUUGGCACGAUCACUUGGGACCCUCCUGCAUUUGACGGCGGAGUUCCCAUUAAAGGGUACCUGAUGGAGAGGAAGAAGGUUGGCUCAUCCAGAUGGACCAAGCUGAACUUCGAUGUUUACGAGUCCACCACAUAUGAGGCUAAGAGGAUGAUCGAAGGUGUACUCUAUGAGAUGAGAGUUUUUGCAGUCAACGGCAUUGGCAUCUCUCAGCCCAGCGCAAACUCAAAGCCCUUCAUGCCCAUUGCCCCCACCGGCGAGCCCACUCGUCUCACGGUGGAUGAUGUGACAGACACUACCUGUGCACUCAAGUGGCGUCCUCCAGAGAAAAUCGGAGCAGGCGGCAUCGACGGUUACAUCAUUGAGUACUGCAUAGAAGGAAGUGAUCAGUGGGUGCAAGCCAACGAAGAACCAGUGGGGAAGAACCAGUACAGGGUGAAGGGUCUCCCAAUGGGGGAGAAGAUGCUGUUCAGAGUGGUGGCGGUCAACAUCGCUGGACGCAGCCCCCCCGUCACUCUCUCCCAGGCCGUCACCAUCAGGGAGAUCGUGGAGAAUCCAAAGAUCCGCGUGCCUCGCAAUCUGAGGACCAAACUCAUCAGGCUAGUGGGCGAGAAGGUGAACUUGGUCAUCCCCUUUCAGGGUAAGCCUCACCCUGUCGUGACCUGGUCCAAAGAUGGCGUUCUCCUGGAGGACAAAACCGUGGGAAUUCGUACCAGUCACGUGGACACCAUCUUCUUCAUCCGCUCGGCAGAGAGAACCCACUCUGGGAAGUACACGCUGUCCGUUCAGAUUGAGAACGUGUCGGACAGCGCUGACGUGCACAUCCAGGUCAUAGAAAAGCCCGGUCCUCCCGUUGCCGUGCAUGUCGCGGAGGUGUGGGGUUUCAAUGCGGCGCUGGAGUGGAAGCCGCCCAAAGACGACGGCAACUGUGAGAUUAUCGGCUACACUAUUCAGAAGGCCGACAUGAAGACUAAGGAUUGGUUCACGGUCUUCGAGCACAACCGCAGGCCCAGCUGCACUGUCCCCGACCUGGUCAUGGGGAACGAGUAUUUCUUUCGAGUGUUCAGCGAAAACAUCUGCGGCCUCAGCGUCGAGGCCGGCAUCAGCGAGAACACCGCCAUCGUUGGCAAAACAGGUUUGUCCCAUAACCGUCCACCUUUCAAAGAGAUGGAGGUGAACUGUUCCCCCAAAUUCACAGCGCCCCUGGUGGACAGAAGUGUGAUUGCAGGUUAUGCUGCAGCCAUCAGCUGUGCUGUCCGUGGCUACCCAAAGCCAAAGAUCAUUUGGAUGAAGAACAACAUGAUCAUCGGUGAAGACCCCAGGUUUAUGAUACGGAACAACCAGGGCGUGUUGACUCUGAAUAUCCGCAAGCCGAGCAUGUUUGAUGGGGGAAAAUACUCCUGCAGGGCCAUCAACGAUCUCGGACAGGACGAGGUGGAGUGCAGGCUCGAGGUUCGAGUUGUACAAGAGAAAGGAGUGGAGGCGAAGAAAUGAGCGACAGCGCGAAGCAGCAGAGGAUACAGUCGAACAGGAAUAGUAAUGGAUUAUGUAUA
Messenger RNA from Cyclopterus lumpus (lumpfish), 3527 nucleotides. RefSeq names its product myosin binding protein Ca (gene mybpc2a). The record is from RefSeq and is a predicted model, not a curated record. Lineage: Eukaryota; Metazoa; Chordata; Actinopteri; Perciformes; Cyclopteridae. Gene Ontology annotation, molecular function: protein binding. The coding region runs from base 1 to 3468 and encodes 1155 amino acids. The transcript is spliced from 30 exons.